AAACUACACCAAAUCGCAGCAGCAGCAGCAGAACUUCAGUAGCAGUAGUCACGAAAGUUAGAAAAAUGGAAAGUGCCGUCGUCGACGCGAAAUUCCCUGCCGGGUCGCUCGUUCCGAAGAACGAAACCGGGGCGCUCAACUUUGUCCGCAAGUUCCCGACCUACAACGGCCAAGACGUGACCAUCGCCGUGCUCGAUUCCGGCGUAGAUCCGCUCGCCAAAGGGCUCGAGACCGUCCCCGGUGGCGAUGUAAAAGUGAUCGAGCGCUUCGACUGCUCCGGCUGCGGCGACGUCGACACCAGCAAAGUGGUGACGGCCUCCGCCGACGGCACCAUCGUUGGUCUGUCCGGUCGCGUGCUGCGCCUGUCCACCGCCAUGAAGACCAAGAACCUGUCGCCGGCCGGUGAGUUCCGGCUGGGGCUGAAGAGCAUGCACGAUCUGUACCCGUCGCGGAUUCGCGAAAAGAUCGUCGCCGACUGCAAGUUGAAAACGUGGGACGAAGCGCACAAGCGGACGCUGGCGGGGGCCAGUCGGGACGUGGCGGAGUUUGAGGCGAAGAAUCCGGCCGUGCAGAGUUUGCCGCUGAAGGAGCGGCUCGCGAAGGAGAACUUGGACUGUACGUUGGAGUACUUGAACGGGUGUGAAAAGAAGUAUGGGGAUUUGAAGACCACGUACGACUGCGUGUUGUACGCGACCGAGGCCGGCUGGGUGGCGGUGAUCGAUACGACCGAGUGCGGCGAUCUGGAGCGGGCCGUGCACGUGGGAGAGUACGGGCGGACACAUCAGAUGGCGAAUCUGGACGACUUUUUGUCGAUAUCGGUGAACGUGCAUGACGGCGGGGACGUGCUGGAGAUUGUUGGGAUGUGCUCGAGUCACGGCACUCACGUUGCGUCCAUUGCCUGCGGACACCAUCCGGACAAUCCGGAGCUGGACGGAGUGGCACCUGCAGCCAAGGUCGUUUCGCUGACCAUCGGAGACGGUCGGUUAGGGUCGAUGGAAACGGGCACGGCGUUGGUUCGGGCCAUCAUCAAGGUCAUGGAGCUGUGCGAGGCAGGUCGUCGAAUCGACGUGAUCAACAUGAGCUACGGCGAGCACGGUCACUGGUCCAACUCGGGUCGGGUUGGUGAACUGAUGAGCGAACUGGUCAACAAGUACGGAGUUGUGUGGGUCGCUUCAGCGGGUAAUCACGGUCCUGCUUUGUGCACCAUCGGAACUCCACCGGACAUAAGCCAGCCGAGCUGCGUCGGAGUUGGUGCGUACGUGUCCCCUGAAAUGAUGGAAGCAGAGUACGCCCUUAGACAGAAGCUCCCGGGGAACGUCUACACAUGGACAUCCCGCGACCCAUGCAUCGACGGAGGAUUUGGCGUGACCGUGUGCGCCCCCGGUGCGGCCAUCGCAUCCGUUCCACAGUUCACAAUGUCCAAGGCACAGCUGAUGAACGGAACUAGCAUGGCUGCACCGCACGUUGCCGGAUCAGUUGCCCUGCUGAUCUCCGGCCUCAAGCAGAGGAACGUCCCGUACACGGCAUUCAGUAUUAAACGCGCCCUCUGGAACACUGCCACCAAAAUCGACUACGUUGACAAGUUUGCCCAGGGCAACGGUCUGCUGAACGUGGAAAAAGCGUUCGAAAACCUGACCACCUACUCGGGACUGAUCGAGAACAAGCUGCGAUUCGCCGUGAGCGUCGGCAGCAACGGAGCCAAGGGCAUCCACAUCCGGCAGGGUCAACUGACCAAGCCGGAAGAGUUCAGCGUCAACAUCGAGCCAGUAUUCUUCAACGACAAGUACGCGGCUUGCGCCGACAAGAUCAACUUCAACGUCAGACUGACGCUCAUUCCAACCGAGGCCUGGAUUCAAUGCGGUUCCUUCCUGGACCUCUGCUACUCGGCACGAACCAUCAGCGUCAAGGUAGAUCCCACCGGACUGAGCGCUGGUGUUCACAGAGCCAGUAUUAAAGCGUACGACUCGGCCUGCCCGGAAAAAGGCGUCCUCUUCGAGAUCCCCGUCACCGUGGUCCAGCCGAUCGUGGUUGAUCCGAAAACUCUCGAGUACACCGCCUCCGAGGCGAUCAGCUGCAAACCCAACACCAUUCUGCGAAACUUCUUCCUGGUGCCGAGGUACGCGACGUGGGCCGUGCUGGAGAUGAUUUCCGCCGACACGAACGACACCGUCGGCGGUAAGUUCCUAAUCCACACGAUGCAGAUUCUGCCGAUGAAGUACUGCAAGGCGCAGGAAACGCAAAAGAUACUGCCGGUGAACAGCGUCGCGACGACGGUGCACCCGUUCAAGUGUGUGGGCGAUAACAUCCUCGAGGUCUGCAUCGCCAAGUAUUGGUCCAACUUUGGAACGGUUCCGCUGAAGUACACCAUCAAAUUCCACGGCAUUUCUCCGCUCAACGGAAAGGUUAUGCACAGCGCCACCGGCAUCCACCGAAUCGACCUGACGACGCUGUCCGCCGAGGAGGUCCUCCCCUCCGUCUCGCUCAAAUCGGCCGUCAUGGUCCUAAAACCUUCGGACACGAAGAUCACCCCGCUGACGGCGCGCGACGUGAUCCAUCCGGGCCGGCAGAUCUACCAGAACGUGCUGUCGUACAGCCUGCACCUGAACAAGUGCCAGGAGGUGGCGUUCAACGCACCGCUGUUCAGCUCCGUGCUGUACGAGAGCGAGUUCGAGUCGCAGUUCUGGAUGGUGUUUGACGCGAACAAGAUGAUGGUCGGCUGCGGGGAUGCGUACUCGAACGAUUCCUACCUGAAGCUGGAGAAGGGCGACUACACGGUACGGUUGCAGGUUCGCCACGAGAAGAAGGAGCUGCUGGAGAAGGUCGGAGAGGCGACGCUGCUGGCGCACAUCAAGCUGGCAAAUACGCUGUCGGUGGACAUUUACAAGUCGUACAACCAGGCCAUCGCUAACGGGAAGAAGAUUACGACCUGUGCAUUCCCGGCGGGCGUAACGCGACCGAUCUACCUGGCGCCAAUCGGUAACGAGAAGCUGCAGAAGGCUUCGUUUCCGAAUCAGUGCUCGUGGCUUGAGGGUACGAUCGUGUACGCGAAGGACGAGUUGGGCAAGAAGUGUGACACGCACAACUUCCAGUACGUGCUGACCGAGGGUCCAGCGGUCAAGAAGAAUGGAACGGCUGGGGGAAGUCCUAAGGAGAACAAGAGCAAGUUUGAGGAGUACAGCGAAGGACUUCGCGACUAUCAGGUCUCGCAGAUUGCCAAGCUGGACGCGGAGAACGCCGAGCAGGUGUACAAAGCCGUACUGAAGGACAAUCCCAACUUUUUGGGAGCUCAUUUGGCACUGAUUGAUAAUCUGGACGGUGGUUCGGAGCUAAAGUCGGGUCUGCCGCUUUCGUUCAUUGCCGGGCUGGAGAAGCUUGAGGGAGGAGCGCCGGCCGCGGCACUGCUAAAGGUGAAACUGCUCAAGAUCAUCGAGCUGGCCGACCUGGUCAUCAACGAUAUCGACCAGAACGCGCUGCUUGCGUACUACGGACUGAAGACCGAUAACCGACCGAACGCGGCUAAAAUUAAGACUCAAAUGGACAAACAGAAGCAGCAGUUGCUGGAGGCCGCUCAGAAAAAGUUAAUCGCCCUGUGCAAGCUUCGCCUCAUCAAGGCCGUCGUGGAUAGCAACGAGGUGGGCGACGCCGAAGUCGAUCAGCUGACGGAAAUCGAACAGAUCUUCAAUGACGUCGGCAAAUUUAUUGAUUACAGUGACGCCAAGGUUCUGCCGCUAUCGAUUUGGCACGCGUUUACCCAGAAGCAGUACGGCCGACUGCUCCGGUACCUCGGCAAGCUGUACGAGGACAAGCUGUCGCGCGAAGUGCUCGAGGAGCAAAUCCGCGUGGUGCAGGAAAGCAAGUGGCCCCACGUAGAACAGCUGCUGAACAAGGUGAUCGUCACCUCGAACCCGCAGGGCUAUCGACUGUUUUAAGCAGUAGUUACAGGUUGUUGAACGACGCAGUCUCCGGACCGGGAGUUUGAUGCAUAUUUGUUUUAGACGUUUGGUUAAGCCACGCCCUUAACCAAGAAGACACACCCAUUAACUGACGAGAACGAUUCUGGAUCUCAGCGAAGCGUUUAACUGAAAUUGAUGAGACUUUAAAUCCGAUUUUAUUUUAAAAGGUACUGAGAGAGAGUAUAGAAAACAUCCAAUUAUACAAAGUUUCCCUGCAAAAAAAGUAUCGUGUUGUGUAGAUUAGAGAUUUAUAUUUUCAAAUUAAAUUCAGAUAGUAUAUGUAUUGAAAUUUGCAUGCUAGAAUCGAUAUCGUGUGUUCUCACCUCACUCGUCGUUAGCUACGCUCCAAUAAUUAAGAAACGGCAGCGACAGCGAAAGCCAUCCAUCCGAAUAAAACGGUAAACUACCUGUUAAUUGGUUCCACCAAUCCACCACCGUGCAAGAGGGCAAAAGUGCACAAUUCAUUCAACAUGAUUACCAUACCUUCGCAUAUAACUAACAAAGAGGGAAUCGAUGGCGGUAACGCUGAUGAUUGUAAUUAGACUAAUCUAGGUCGAAUUAUUACUAAUAAAGGCUAACUGAUCAGAA
Messenger RNA from Culex pipiens pallens (northern house mosquito), 4541 nucleotides. RefSeq names its product tripeptidyl-peptidase 2 (gene TppII). Gene Ontology annotation, molecular function: serine-type endopeptidase activity; tripeptidyl-peptidase activity. The transcript has 8 exons. The record is from RefSeq and is a predicted model, not a curated record. Gene Ontology annotation, cellular component: cytosol. NCBI's taxonomy places the organism in Eukaryota, Metazoa, Arthropoda, Insecta, Diptera, Culicidae. Gene Ontology annotation, biological process: proteolysis. Bases 66 to 3929 code for a protein of 1287 amino acids.